Epithele typhae is the source of this 669-nucleotide messenger RNA. RefSeq lists its product as uncharacterized. The record is from RefSeq and is a predicted model, not a curated record. NCBI's taxonomy places the organism in Eukaryota, Fungi, Basidiomycota, Agaricomycetes, Polyporales, Epitheliaceae. The transcript has 5 exons. The coding region runs from base 1 to 669 and encodes 222 amino acids.
AUGUCUCUCACCCUCCCCAAACGCCUCGCCAUCGUCCAGGAGAAGGCUGAGCUCAACUUCAAUUCAAUUCAAGACAAAUGUGCCCUUAUUGAGAGGGAGAGCGAGAUGCGCGCAAGCAGGCAGCAGCAGCUCGAAGCACCCUGCCAGCUUAAUGAUGGCCCACCAACCUCACCGAAGCAGGCCACCCAAAUCAACGCUACCUCCACCCAGGCGUCGCUCGUCACCGCAGCCAGGUGUGCGGUUUCGCGGCGGCUACUGGGCGCCAAAAUGUGGUCCCCACGCAUUCCCACGGGGCCGAAUGACCUCACCCUGAUCAAGAUCCUCGUGGAGGAGGUGACGGUUGAGGCCUCGAUACCAAGAAAGGCGUCUACGAAGGAUGCGGAUUCUGCGAAGGAGGGCACGGGGCUAGCAGCCGGCAUUCCAAAUCCACCACCGGCAGCGCUGCUGGCACCGUCGCCGGUCAAGGCUGGUGGAGGGCCAGCGCCAUUGGGCUGGGUGGCGAGAGCAAAGGGCAUCUCCGGGGCGAUGAAGUGGAAAAACUCGAAACAUUUGCUUCCCCUUACAGGCUGGCCACCACUUAUUAGCAACUUUGCAUUUGUCCUUAUACCUGGCUUACAGCAGCAGGGGCACAAUUUCAUGUUAAGGUCGGGGCCGAGUGGGAGAGCAUAG